Messenger RNA from Melanotaenia boesemani (Boeseman's rainbowfish), 4968 nucleotides. Its product is annotated as diacylglycerol kinase delta-like. Lineage: Eukaryota; Metazoa; Chordata; Actinopteri; Atheriniformes; Melanotaeniidae. The record is from RefSeq and is a predicted model, not a curated record. Bases 17 to 3667 code for a protein of 1216 amino acids. Gene Ontology annotation, molecular function: protein heterodimerization activity; ATP-dependent diacylglycerol kinase activity; protein homodimerization activity. The transcript has 31 exons. Gene Ontology annotation, biological process: intracellular signal transduction; lipid phosphorylation; diacylglycerol metabolic process.
GGGGCCUGAUGAGAGGAUGGCGGAGGCAGGGGGACCGGUGUCCACUGCGGCCCGGUGCCCGGACGAGUCAUCAGACAGCGAGCCGGAACAAGAGCCCGGAUCUCCGCAGAAACUCAUCCGGAAAGUUUCGACGUCGGGCCAGAUCCGCAGCAAGACGGUGCUGAAGGAGGGAACUCUUCUGAAACAGACCAACUCGUUCCAGCGUUGGAAGAGACGAUACUUCAAGCUGAGAGGACGGACGUUGUACUAUGCCCAGACCUGCAAGUCCAUCAUCUUUGAUGAGGUGGACCUGACGGAUGCCAGUGUGGCCGAGUCCAGCACCAAGAACGUCAACAACAGCUUCACGGUGAUCACCCCCUGCAGGCGCCUCAUCCUCUGUGCGGACAACAGGAAGGAGAUGGAGGAGUGGAUGGCCGCGCUGCGCAGCGUCCAGAACCGACAGAACUAUGAGUCCACCCAGUACAGCAUGGACCACUUCAGUGGGAUGCACAACUGGUACGCCUGCUCCCACGCCAGACCCACCUACUGCAACGUGUGCAGGGAGGCGCUGUCCGGGGUCACGUCACAUGGCCUGUCCUGCGAAGUGUGCAAGUUUAAGGCCCAUAAGCGCUGUGCAGUCCGAGCCACAAACAACUGCAAGUGGACGACUCUGGCGUCCAUCGGGAAGGACAUCAUUGAGGACGAGGACGGGGUGUCGAUGCCUCACCAGUGGCUGGAGGGGAACCUUCCGGUGUCGGCGAAGUGUCUCGUUUGUGACAAGACGUGCGGCAGCGUCCUCCGACUGCAGGACUGGAGGUGUCUGUGGUGUAAAGCCAUGGUCCACUCAGCCUGUAAGGACCAGCUGUCGUCCAAAUGUCCCCUGGGUCAGUGUAAGGUGUCUGUCAUCCCUCCGACGGCGCUGAACAGCAUUGACUCUGACGGUUUCUGGAAGGCGUCCUGUCCUCCGUCCUGCACUAGUCCUCUGCUGGUCUUCGUUAACUCUAAAAGUGGAGACAACCAGGGGGUCAAGUUCCUGCGGCGCUUCAAGCAGCUGCUGAACCCGGCACAGGUGUUCGACCUGAUGAAUGGAGGGCCUCACCUGGGCCUGCGGCUGUUCCAGAAGUUUGACACGUUCAGGAUCCUGGUUUGUGGAGGAGAUGGCAGCGUCGGCUGGGUUCUGUCUGAGAUAGACACUCUGAGUCUGCACAAACAGUGUCAGCUGGGUGUCCUCCCUCUGGGGACGGGGAAUGAUCUGGCCCGGGUUCUGGGAUGGGGUUCAGCCUGCGACGAUGACACUCAACUUCCUCAGAUCCUGGAAAAACUGGAGAGAGCCAGCACCAAGAUGCUGGACAGGUGGAGUAUUAUGGUUUAUGAAACUAAGUUUCCACGGCAAAACUCUAACUCAACUGUAACCGAGGACUGCAGUGAUGACUCUGAGGUUCAGCAGAUUCUCACUUACGAGGACUCCGUGGCCGCUCACCUGUCUAAGAUCCUGACCUCAGACCAGCACUCGGUGGUAAUCUCCUCAGCCAGAGUUCUGUGUGAGACGGUGAAGGACUUUGUAGCUCGAGUCGGUAAGGCUUACGAGAAGAACACAGAGAGUUCAGAAGAGUCAGAAGCCAUGGCCAAGAAGUGCGGUGUGCUGAACGAAAAACUCGACUCCCUUCUGAAGACUCUAAACGACGAGUCUCAGGCUUCAUCUUCGCUCCCUCCAUCUCCUCCGACGACCCUAGCUGAGGAGCAGGAAGAGCUGGAAGUAAUAGUCUUCACUCCUUCUCUUCAUCCUGCUCCUCAUCCUCACAUCCCACCCAACUCCCCUCCCUGCUCUCCACGGACCAACCCCUCUUCCUUAGCAGCGGCCGCCAUUUUUAAACCUCGAGAGCAGCUAAUGUUGCGAGCCAACAGUCUGAAGAAGGCCAUCAGACAGAUCAUCGAACACACAGAGAAAGCUGUGGACGAGCAGAAUGCUCAGACUCAGCAUCAGGCGUUCUCUCUGGUCCGGGCCCAGCAGGAAGUGAGUCUGGUGGAGGAGGACGAAGAUGUGGAUGAAGACAAGAUGUCUCUGCAGUCAACCUACAGCUCCAAGCAGCGCAGCUUUCGUAGAGUCAGUAAGACGCCAUGUGAGAAGCUCAUCAGUAAAGGCAGCUUGUCGCUGGGUGCUGCAUCACUUCCUGUCUACACAGGAAGCAGGGACAAUAUGCCCAUGCUCAACACAAAGAUCCUUUUUCCAGGUUCUCUGUCCAGCAGCUCCGUCAUCAGUCGACUGCUCGUCAAUGCCGAUCCGUUCAGUUGCGACCCCGACAACAUGGAAUGCUUCACUGAGAAGUGUGUCAUGAACAACUACUUUGGUAUCGGACUGGACGCCAAGAUCUCCCUGGACUUCAACAACAAGAGAGACGAGCACCCAGAAAAGUGCAGGAGUCGGACUAAGAACAUGAUGUGGUACGGAGUGUUGGGAACCAAAGAGCUUCUGCACAGAACCUACAAAAACCUGGAGCAGAGAGUCCUGCUGGAGUGUGACGGCCGGCCCAUCCCCCUCCCUAGUCUGCAGGGAAUUGCAGUGCUGAACAUCCCAAGUUACGCGGGAGGAACCAACUUCUGGGGCGGAACCAAAGAGGAUGAUACCUUCACAGCGCCGUCAUUUGAUGAUAAGAUCCUGGAGGUGGUUGCCGUAUUUGGCAGCAUGCAGAUGGCGGUUUCACGUGUCAUCAACCUGCAACACCACCGCAUUGCCCAGUGUCGGACAGUGAAGAUCACCAUACUGGGGGAUGAGGGUGUCCCUGUUCAGGUGGACGGGGAGGCUUGGAUACAGCCUCCUGGCUACAUUAGGAUUAUUCACAAGAACCGGACCCAGACCCUGACCAGAGACCGGGCGUUUGAGAGCACCCUGAAAUCCUGGGAGGACAAACAGAAGUGUGAGUUUCCGCGGUCUUCACAGCCCCCCCUGUCCUCUCAGCCGGAGAUCGUCUCAGAGGAAGAGGCAUCGCUAAUCAGCGAGUUCGGUCAGGCUGCCGGAGCCCUGAUACACAGUAUCCGUGAGGUUGCCCAGUCCCACCACAGCAUGGAACAGGAACUGGCUCACGCCGUCAACGCCAGCUCCAAAGCCAUGGACGUAGUCUACACCAAGAACUCCGGGGCUCUGAGCUGCAGCUUGGUGGUCCAGAUGGUCUGUAAUGUCAAAGCGUUGCUCAGUGAGACCGAACUGCUCCUGGUUGGAAAGAUGUCCAUGCAGUUGGAUCCGUUUCAGCAAGAACAGCUGAAUUCAGAUCUGAGUUCUGUGGCUCAGCAUCUCCGCCGACUGACCGAUGUUCCCUGGUUGUGUCCCGUCAUCGACCCCUCAGACCACGAGGAUCCUCUGACAGAUUUUUCCAAACGAAGUCGGACCACUAAGUUUCGUCUUGUCCCGAAGUUCAAAAAAGAUAAAAAUAACAAGAACAAAGAGACAUGUUCAACGCUGUCCCUACCAGUCCACCAGUGGGGGACAGAGGACGUGGGGGCGUGGCUGGACUUCCUGUGUCUCUCUGAGUAUAAGGACAUCUUUAUUGGACAUGAUGUUCGCGGAGCUGAGCUCAUCCACCUGGAGAGGAGGGACCUGAAGGACCUGGGAGUGACGAAGGUGGGUCACAUGAAGCGGAUCCUGCAGGGCAUCAGGGAGCUGACCAGGACCAGCAGCGCCAGCGAGGCCUGAACACGACCAGCAACCAGUGCCGGUGCUCCUCCUACCUCUGCUGUUUUUCACUACCUCCUCCACCCGAACGCUGACCCCCUGAACACAACCAGAACCACGACCGAUAUCCAGGACUGGUCUCUGUCUCACCUCAGCCCACCUGGAUCCAGUCCAGAUUAUAAACCAAUCAGAAGAUCUAUUACUGCCUUUGAAUCCAACCCGGCCAUCAGCGUGGAGGUCUGGGAGGGUCUGGCUGGAGGAUUCAGAACCUCGUCUUCUGGUUCUGGUGUUUUUUUAUCUGCACAGUGACGAAUCCUCAUCCUGUCGCCUCCGUUCUUUCAGCAGCUCCAAAAGUUCUGAUGUGGUGGAUGAAAUGAGACCCGGCUCUCUGUGACCAGAUUACUGCGGUCCACGUUUAUUGUGACCUGGUUUCCUGCAGUCCAAACCCAUCAGAACCCUAGAGGUUGGAGAUUUCUUGCAGCCUGAAUCAGAAUCGUGACUGGGUUCUAGCAGAACUGGACUCAAAGUCACUUCUUCACCCAAAGUCCAGGCCGGCCAAUCAGAACCUGGUCGUCCUGUUGGACCAGAAUCCAGCAGAGCCCUUUGAAUGGCCCAGUGUGGUUGGGUUCUGUGGUUCCGGCAGCGCAGCAGAAACCUCUGGUUCUGUUUGGGUCGGUUCAGAGACAUUCCUUUAUGUCUUAUUGAUGGUUUUGGGUCCAAAACUGUUUAAAGGACCAAAAUAUUUCAGAGAAACCUGGUUUGGUUCUAAACAGAUGUUCCUUAAUUGUUUCACAGGAGCUGAAAUCGGGAGACAUGGUCUGGGUCCAGGACCCUGAUCUGGAUCUGAACACAGACCAUUUCAUCAGACCCGAAACGUCUCAGCUUCAGGCGGUGAAAUGAUGAGAAGUCCAAGCAUCCUUAAAAGCACCAUCAGGACUAAGGGUGGACAAAUCAGACGGCUGCUCUGAGGUCAGCUGACAGGAAGAAGUGGUUCAGCUGAUCUCAGAUCAAAUGUUUUCUGUCUGAUUCUUAUUGGUCAAUCAGAUCCAGAUGAGUUCUGAUCCGGAUCCGUGUGGGUUUCUGUAGAACUCUUUGAGUCCAAACAGAUGUGUGAGUCAGUCUGAGCAUGCUCAGAACAGCAGCAGGUGUGUCAGUGCCAACCCAUCAGGGUGUAGUGCCUUGCUCGAGGGCAGAGGUUGCUCCUCUGCAGUCAUGAAGAGCUCAGCCUGUAUUUAAGGUGUAAUUUAUGAAUGAAGCGCCCCCUGCAGGCCGCUGCUGUAAAUACAUGUUGUUGUAUAAACACAAAUAAACUUCCUGUCUCA